CUAAACAAGAAGAUUUGACUAUUAAACCACUUUAGGUAUCGCUGCCCUGAGCUUUUCUCGAGUUUUUGCUUCUUCUCUUUUCCCUCCAUCUUAUGCCCUUAAGAGCCUUAGGGCUUUUCGCGCUGUCGGAGGUCUGCAAUUCGUUUGGCCGAAAAUGGAUACGACUCACUUUGGAAAUUAACUCUUUCGAAGUCACUGAACAUUUGUUAGGGGGCACAAAAGAGCGAGUGAAAAACAUCAGAAUAUCCCUGUAACAUUACAGUUAAUUAUUAUAGCAGUUUUGAUAUCUCACUAAUCUUGUAAAACAGACGCCAGGUAGUUAGUUAACAGCCAGAUAGCCCGUGCUCCUGAAAUGUUUUCGUAUACUGUAAAUGAAUUGAUCAGAUAUGUUUUCUGCUGCUCUGGAGGGAGAAGUGGGUGUGGCAGAACCUCGCCUAGGGCGCCACAACACCCAGAGCCUGCCGUGUUUCCCACAAUACCUACCCAAAAAAACAUUUUACUGAAUAUCAGCGUCUUCAGGUUUUGGCAGCAAGCAAUAUAGCCUCAGCGCGGCCUUUUCAACUAUAUCCUGCCAAUAUCUUAAUUUCUAUUACCGGACUAUAUAGUAGCUUUGUCCGUCUUCAAUGUGUAACACUGUGUUCAUAAAACAAAGUCUUUUGCAUUGGCAGGCUGUAUGAUCUGAAUAUAAAAUAAGUAGUAGCCUACAUUUAUAGGCUGCUGUAAAUAUAGCAUUUAGCAAAUGUUACGGCAAAUUCUAUAGCACAUUUCGUUGAAUAAAUUCCACUUCAACGAAAACGAAACUUGUUCUGUUAGUUUCAUUUUUGCAGAAAGAGACAGACAAUGUUUGUUUUGUUUUCAAAGCGGCAGCGUCGUACUCACUGCUGCGUCAUUUGAAUUAGACCGACAGCGUGUUCAGACCGAAAAGAACGUUAUCAACGACACACCGAAAUCAGGUUUACCUUGCUGCAAUGACGUUGAACCAGGACGCUUCACUAAAAAUAAAACUUAUUCAGCUUCAGUGCCACUUCACCUGGGGUCUCAGGAAAGAGGACACUGAUCUCAGUGACUUGCAAAAUAGACUGGAGGAUGAUAUCAGUUUCAGUUUAGCUGAUCAAGCUGGGGCCAAACACUUAUUCAGCUUUUUGGCUUUUCUGAACUAUUUGCAAGACCAGCCAGGAGAAGCACUCACUAACUUGACGAAGGCUGAAGACCACAUUCGUGAACACAAUGAAGAAUGUGAGAAGAUGCUCAUUGUAACAUAUGGAGACUUUGCAUGGCUGUACUACCACUUGAACGACCAUGUAAAAUCCAUGCAUUAUCUGGAGAAGGUGGAAGAUAUUAAGCAGCGAUUUCCAGCACAGUCUCCUACUGCUUUUCAUGCGGAAGUCUACGGAGAGAUGGGAUGGACCUUCCUCAUGUAUUCUAGGAAAUACCACGAGAAAGCGAAAGAGUGCUUUGAGAAAGCCCUGAUAGAGCAUCCAGACAAUCCUGACUGGAACAGUGGCUAUGCUACAGCGCUGUACCGGGUUGAAUAUGAGAGCAACACAACUGAAGAUUCACCAGCUGGUAAACAGCUAAGGCGCGCAUUAGAGCUGAGCCCUGAGGAUCCUUAUAUCAUGGCGCUUUUGGGUCUAAAACUAGCUGAUUCUGGGACAUUGAAUGAGGCAGAGGAACUGAUUGAAAGAGCUCUCAUGAUUUCACCAGCCAACCCUCACGUCAUGCGGUAUGCUGCAAAGUUUUUCCGAAAACUUAGAUCUAUGGAUAAGGCCAUAGACCUUUUCAAGCGUGCCCUUGAAAAAACCCCAAAUUCAGCCUUUCUUCACCAUCAAAUUGCAGUCUGCUAUAGGAAUAAUAAAAUCAACUUGUGCAGAAAUGGAGGGAGAAACAUCAACAGAGAAGAGGUUGAACACCUUCUCCUACUUGCCAUGCAUCAUUUUCAGAAGGCCAUUGAUAUGAGGCCCUCCUUCAUUAUCGCCAUGAUAGAUCUAGCUGUUUUACAUGCAGAGAAGGGAAACCUCACCAAAGCAGAGGAGCUGUUUCAGGAAGCAUUUCAGGUGGCCAGAGCGAAAAAUCUCAACCUGCAAGAUGUCCAUAAAAGUUAUGGUAACUUUCAGCUGUAUCACAAGAGAUCAGAGUCACUGGCCAUAGAGCAUUACAUGGAAGGGUGUCAAAUUCAGAAAGAUAACAGAACAGGGGAGCAAUGUCUUCAGAAAUUGGAAAUGAUAGCAAAGUGGCGUAUUGACAGGAAUCCGAGUGAUGGGGAAGCUUUUGGGAUUCUGGGAUAUGUUAAUCAGCUAAGGGGUGACAAGUUCCAAGCCAUAGAGUGCUAUGAGAAAGCUCUUUUACAUAACCCAGGAAACGAUGAGUUUCUCACAGCCCUCUGUGACCUUCGGCUUUCUCUGCACUAGUUGCUGGCUAUGUUUACCACUACCUGUGCUCACUCUCUGUAACUCUUUGCACAAGACCUCCAUACUAGGCACCAUUAUGGAUUCUCUUCUCAUUUUCAUAUCUCACAUAGCACUUAAGGUCAUCUGAAGCAUUGUUAAACCUCAUCAAAUGAAGCCUCAGAUUACUCACACAGCCAGUCUUGGGCUCUGCUCUCCAAACUAAGUCCAAAAAAUAGUUUUCACACGAAUGACAAUUUACAAAAUUUGAAAUGCCAAGGAGCCUCACUUGGAGCCGAAGGUCAAAAAGACGAUCGCUGAAACCUGAAGGUGCUCCAGACCUGGGAAACAUGGCAAACCUGCAUAAUUCCUGAAAUCAAUGCAAUAGUGAACACAAUUGGAUGCUGGGAUACGUCUAUCAAGUAAAAACUAAGAAUUUUCCGGAGAAUGUUCACUGUUGGACAUCAGAGACCUAUAGCAGCCAAUAAUGUAAUAACUGCCAAUAUUGUAAUUGCUAAUACCAUAAUCGUGUUUCUAUUCUUGAUAUAGUAAUGGUCAAUAAUGUUACAACUAGCCAAUAAUGUAAUACGUUUUCUGAGAUAUGUAACACAAUAACCAUUUGCCAGUAUUGGCCAGUUAUUACAUUCUCGCCUUUUGUUACAAUAAGAACUGAGAAAUUUAUUGUUAUUGGCAUAUCGUUACAUUAUUGGUAGUUAUUGCUGAAUAUCAUUUUUUUUUUUUUACUUUUUACUAUAGAUGGAAUACACCCAUUCUCUGUCUACCGAUAGCGUUUCACAUGACCAAUGAUAGGAUGUUUUAUUAAGUUGUUUAUUUAACUAGCAUCUCCAUUGGAUGUCAGAAGCAUCAAUCAAAACCAAGCAUUUCCCGCCUCUUGUUUGGAGAAGCAUCAAACAAUUUUCCCUCAGCUAAUAACUCACUUGAAGUCAGAAGAAAGUGUUCUUCGCAGUUUGUUUGAGUCACAUGUAGCUGUCAAGGUAAAGUUACACCCUAAGCUUCUUGUUUGAAAACAGUAUUUACUAGUUAACAUUUGUAUUUAUGAUGGUUGUUUGCAUGGAAUACUUAUGGCUAAUUUUAACAACAUUGAUAGCUAAAUAAAACAGUAAGACAAAGCUCUGGUUAGGUCCAAAUAUUUAUACUAGCUGUGGAUGACCUAACCAAACUAACUGUACAUUAUUAUAAUGCAUGAUAAAGAAACCAUGUACCGCAUUUGCUGUGAACAAUCCCUGCAAGUCCAUUUAAAGCAUUAAACUGUUCACUGAUGGCUAUGUU
Messenger RNA from Paramormyrops kingsleyae, 3674 nucleotides. RefSeq names its product interferon-induced protein with tetratricopeptide repeats 1B. The record is from RefSeq and is a predicted model, not a curated record. Gene Ontology annotation, cellular component: cytosol. NCBI's taxonomy places the organism in Eukaryota, Metazoa, Chordata, Actinopteri, Osteoglossiformes, Mormyridae. Gene Ontology annotation, molecular function: protein binding. Gene Ontology annotation, biological process: defense response to virus.